AUGGUCUUCAAUCUCUCAUCGAAGGCUGCAUGCCUUUUGCUUUUGCUCGGGACAAACUGGGACCAGCAUGUUGUUCGAGGAUCUAUGGUUUCCGAUAUGUUCAGUGAUCCUGAAAUCAAUACUCAGGAAUGGGUCCUGCAGAUGAUCAACGUAGCACCUGUUUGGGAGCAAGGUAUUUUCGGUAAUGGAGUUCGAGUUCGUGUCAAUGAUUAUGGUAUCGAUGCUGGGCACGAGGAGUUUCAGGGUCGUUUUGACGCAGAUGCUUCCUGUGCACUACACGAAGCUAGCUUUAACCCAGAAAUUGAUGGUGUUGACCAACAUGGAACGAUUGUCGCUUCGAUCAUUGGUGCUGGUGGGAACAACAAUCAAUGUGGUACAGGAAUUGCACCACAGGUGACACUUUCUUCGUGUAUUGCCGCAGGAGAGAACCCUGAUAACACUGUGUACGAUAAUACUUGGAUAAGCCACAAGGUGGAUCAAAUGGAUGUCUCGCAGAACGCGUAUGGUUUCCGCCAUUGCAGAAGAGGAGGCCUCUCCUCAUCGAACGGUGAAUUUGUAAACACUGGAACGUGUCCUUUCAAGUUCCGACCCGGAAUGACCAUCAUUGGAGGAGCAGCACAGAACUACACUCAUCCGUGUGAUAUUUGCGAAUUUCCUUCGGAUUUCUUGAGCUUUGAAUGUCGCAGAGCCAUUUCUCGUCACUGUUACUACCAUUUUGAUGGCGAAGUGGAAGUCUGCUCAGAGCUUCUUUCCGGACUCACGCAGGGAGGACAGUGCACAUUCUUGGACCAAUUGGACGACAUGGAGGCGGCGUUCGACGUUGGUGCGCAACAAGGCCGAGAUGGCAAGGGUAUUGUGUACGUUUUCUCUGCAGGAAACGACUUCAUGCACGGUGGUGACACUAACUAUGCUGGACGAUACCAAUCACGAUACGUGAUUUAUGCCGGAGCCGUUGGCCCAGAUGGCAAGCAUGCCAAAUACUCCCGUGGAGGUGCAUCUCUAUUUGUAACUGCCCCAGCGGGAGAUAUCGAGACAAACUUUACCUAUUCCGUAGCCAUGGGCGAUGGUGGAUGCCAGACUGGUCUCUCUGGGACAUCUACUUCAUCUGCAGUUGUCUCUGGUGUAGUUGCAUUGAUCCUUGAAGCAAAUCCUGAUCUGACUUGGCGUGAUGUUCAAGGCGUUCUUGCCAGAACCUCCAAACCAGUUGUGCAAACGAACCUGAUUGAGAAGACCGAGACGUUUAACGGUGCCGGCUUGUACCAUUCAAACCUCCAUGGAUUCGGUAUUGUUGAUGCCGCGGCAGCGGUUUCAAGAGCACAGAACUGGGUUCCUUUCGGUCCAGAGCUACAACUUACUGCAAUCUCAGACGCUUUUGAACUGGUUAUUGGGGACGACCCAAAUAGCCCGCUUGUUACUGAAGUGGAGAUUCAAUCGACGGGAACUCCUACUAUCGUUGAGAAUGUUGUUGUAUCGAUAUGGAUGAAGCACUUAUCCAGAGGGCACCUCGAAAUCAAGUUGAUCUCUCCGGAUGGAACUGAAUCCAUUUUGGCUCCAGGCUUGAGACCAGAGAACAGCCAAGGUAACGAUAUCGAGCCAUGGGUUCUUCGAACUGUAAGAUCAUGGGGAGAGAAAGCCGAGGGAACUUGGAAGCUGUCCGUUGCCGAUCUAGUUGAAGGCGAUGUCAACCAAUGUGUUGACUAUGGUGACUGGACGAUGGAUGGUCUUGGGUUGACCUUUGAUUGUGCGUAUCUUGAGUACUUCCCUACCUUUUACGACGAAGCCUUUCAACAGUUCUUGGUGGACUUGUUUGAGGGAGGUACAGUUGCCGGUUGCUGUGCCUGCGGUGGUGGUGUGACUACCGAUGGUGCUUGCGCUGAUGAAGUCGGACUCGAGGCUCAAUGUAACAUGACAGUAGCCGAAGGCGUGUGCUACGAUGGAGGACUGGACAGUGCCUACGAAUUCUUUGAAGCCAAAAGUCCAUCGAACGGCAAAUCUGCCCGGGAAUCGUGCUGCCUUUUGGGCGGUGGUAUUGUACAUGAGGAUAUCAACGCAUUCCGUGAUGAGCUAAUCGGGUGGAAAAUCGACGUUUUUGGCCAUGAACAGGUCGAUACUCCAGCCCCAACCAAGGCCCCAGCUGCAGUGGUACCCACACUUUUCCCCACCGUGUCCACAACAGACUCUCCUGGUGGAGAAACACAAUCUCGGGAUAUUGGUUCCUCCGCACCCUCGUCGUUGUCUCUCGCAUUACUGUUCACGAUUGUGACUGCUGCUGCUUCACUUGUUCUCUAA
Messenger RNA from Cylindrotheca closterium, 2289 nucleotides. NCBI's taxonomy places the organism in Eukaryota, Bacillariophyta, Bacillariophyceae, Bacillariales, Bacillariaceae. The record is from the annotation of a GenBank genome assembly.